ACAAGGGAAAGAGCCGGCUUUACCACCACCCACCCGGAAAAGGGGAUAUGUCACAUGGAACUCUCAAAUGGACAGCAUUCUCACUUCAACACUCUAUGACCAAAUUAACGAAGGAAAUAAGGGCGAUGGAGAUUUCAAGUCCCAAGCCUACCAAGCCGUGGUAGAUAAGUUGAGGGCGGAAUUAGCUAUGUCUGUCACUAUAGAUCAUGUCAAGAACCGGAUCAAGGUAUGGAAGAGACACUAUGCUAUUAUCUCCGACAUACGUACCCGCACCAAAUUCAAAUGGGAUGAAGAAAAGAAAAUGGUAGUGAUACCCAUAGAAGACCUCAAAGAAUGGCAGACAUAUUGUCAGGAAGUCCCAGUCGCCUCUGCUUAUCUGAACAAAUGCAUCGAAAACUGGGACGAUAUUUGCACAUUAUUUGCAAUGGACAGAGCUAAUGGUGAAGGAGCAGAGCAGCAUGAUGAAUCAGCUACUGCAAUGGAGACUGAAAAUGAAGUUGGGAGUACUUCCGAAACAACAUCCGGAGAGUCAAACAAAAGGUUGAAGAGAGACCGUCUUGCUGAUGCGGUUAGUAGUUUUGCUGAAUCUUUCAAGGAGUAUGUGAGCAAGGCACGAAAUCCUCCAAGACCAACUAGCCAAGAGAUAUACGAGGUGGUGUCUAGCGUUCUAGGUUUGUCUCGUCACCAAGUCUUAAGGGCGGUCAAGCGUUCGUUAAUGGCACAAAUGAUGAGUUCGAUAUGCUCAAGAACUUACCGGAUGAUCAAAAAUUAGAUUGAAUUUUAUUAUGUAUU
Spinacia oleracea (spinach) is the source of this 792-nucleotide messenger RNA. RefSeq lists its product as uncharacterized. The coding region runs from base 68 to 772 and encodes 234 amino acids. The record is from RefSeq and is a predicted model, not a curated record. Lineage: Eukaryota; Viridiplantae; Streptophyta; Magnoliopsida; Caryophyllales; Amaranthaceae. The transcript has 2 exons.